Molecule: messenger RNA, 7970 nt
Organism: Pygoscelis adeliae (Adelie penguin)
Lineage: Eukaryota; Metazoa; Chordata; Aves; Sphenisciformes; Spheniscidae
Gene: PARD3B
Product: par-3 family cell polarity regulator beta
Exons: 23
Coding region: 1-3498 (1165 amino acids)
Biological process (GO): establishment of cell polarity; establishment of centrosome localization; intracellular protein localization
Cellular component (GO): adherens junction; apical plasma membrane; cell cortex
Molecular function (GO): protein binding; phosphatidylinositol binding
Source: RefSeq, a predicted model, not a curated record
AUGUGUACACAGGAUCCAACUUCCUGGGUAAAUAUUCACCACCUGGAGUAUACGGAUGGAGGAAUCCUGGACCCAGAUGAUGUGCUGGCAGAUGUUGUGGAAGACAAAGAUAAGCUGAUUGCUGUUUAUGAUGAGCAAGAAACUCACCGUAAGACUGAUGGCACCAAUGGCAAUUUGACAGACAGAAAUAGCCCAGACUCUUUUGAGACGGAGGUAGCGGCUCAGCUGGCAGCCUUUCAGCCAAUUGGUGGUGAGAUUGAAGUGACUCCUUCUGCCCUAAAACUGGGCACACCACUUCUAGUACGAAGGAGCAGUGAUCCAGCUUUGGGCCCACCUGCUGACUUCCACCCAAGCGCUUCUCAUCCCAGUGACCACAGUCUCAAGCAUGUUGUGGCAGGUGCUUCCCAGGUAUCCUUUCAGGAUGGGGAGAUGAACCUCACUGGACCCACAGAACUUUUGUUGGCUCAGAGGUCCCGGCUCCCUGUAAGUGAGAUGACAAAAACAGUGGAGAUUUCUGGGGAAGGUGGGCCCUUGGGAAUACAUGUAGUGCCCUUUUUUUCAUCUUUGAGUGGAAGGAUGCUGGGACUCUUCAUCCGUGGUAUUGAAGAAAAUAGCAGAUCUAGGCGUGAUGGGCUUUUCCAUGAAAAUGAAUGCAUUGUGAAGAUUAACCACGUAGACCUUACAGAUAAAACCUUUGCACAGGCUCAGGACAUCUUCCGUCAGGCAAUGAAAUUUCAAAGUGUCAUCUUGGAAGUCCUUCCUCCAUAUAAUCGAGAACAAUAUGAGAAGUCUGCUAUUGCUCCCCUUUGUUUUCUGGAUAACGAAGAAGGAGUUCCAAAAACAAAGAUUCCACCUCCUGUUCAUCCAAAACCUGCUCUGAAAACAAUUAAUCUUUCUGGAGCAAGCAGCUUGGAGGCAGGUGUACAGGCAACACGACAACAAGCUAAAAGCCCCAACCUCCCAUGUCUGGGUAGAAAGUCAUCUUCUCCCUCACUGUCUCCCCUUAUGGGCUUUGGCAAUAAAAAAAAUGCAAAGAAAAUAAAGAUAGACCUGAAAAAAGGUCCAGAAGGACUUGGUUUCACUGUGGUUACCAGAGACUCUUCAGUACAUGGUCCUGGUCCGAUUUUUGUGAAGAAUAUUUUACCAAAAGGUGCAGCAGUGAAAGAUGGUCGUUUGCAGUCAGGAGACAGAAUCCUGGAGGUGAAUGGACGGGACAUCACUGGCAGGACCCAGGAAGAGCUUGUAGCUAUGCUGAGGAGCACAAAGCAAGGGGAAACUGUCUUUCUGAUUGUGGCUCGUCAGGAGGAGGCCUUUCUACCUCGAGAGCUGAAAGGAGAGCCAAACUGCAGUAUUCUUUCUCCAGAAACCACAGAGCAACUGACCUUUGAGAUUCCUCUGAAUGAUUCUGGCUCUGCUGGGCUUGGUGUGAGCUUAAAAGGCAACAAAUCUCGGGAGACUGGAGCUGAUCUUGGGAUUUUCAUCAAAUCCGUUAUUCACGGCGGUGCUGCUUUUAAGGAUGGUCGUUUGCGAGUAAAUGAUCAGCUUGUUGCAGUAAAUGGGGAGUCACUUCUGGGCAAGUCAAAUCAUGAGGCUAUGGAAACACUGAGGCGCUCCAUGUCCAUGGAGGGGAACAUUCGUGGGCGGAUCCAGCUGGUAGUUCUCCGGAGGCUAGAGGUGCAGACAGAGGAACGCUCAGACCAGGGAGUCUUUCAAAAAUCAACCUUUGACGGGAGUCAUAACUUCGCAGCUGCUUCCCGGCGCAAUGAUACUAUUCUUCAGCAACUUGUAACAUGCAGUCCUCAGGAAAGAAUGAAAGAGUUGCCAGUGUCUGAUCGUGGCAAUGGUGAAAAUGAAACCCCUCCACCUCUCCCACCGCAUCCCAGUGAGGAUCUGCUGAAUGAGGAUUAUAACCAUAGCCCUAUCAUAAAUUCAGCAGUGCAUUUAACAGAUCAGCACAUCAACUUCAGAUCUUUGACACCAGCCAAGCAGUCUGAAUCAAUUAAUCUGAAAGCCUCAAAAAGCAUGGAUCUGGUGGCAGAUGAAAGCAAAGUUGGUUUGUUGGCCGGACACAAAUCGGACUCCUCUGGCAAAGAUUUCGGUCCUACUCUGGGAUUGAAGAAGUCCAGUUCUCUUGAGAGUCUUCAGACUGCUGUGGCUGAAGUUAGAAAGAACGAACUCCCUUUUCACAGACCCAGGCCUCACGUUGUCCGUGGUCGGGGGUGUAAUGAGAGUUUCCGAGCUGCCAUUGACAAGUCUUACGAUGGACCUGAAGAUGGAGAAGAGGAUGGUUUCUCUGAUAAGAGCUCUCAUUCUGGUCAAGAAGCUCAGAACAUGGAAUCUGCCCCUCCAGGGAACCCUGAAAUAGAAGAUGCAGAAACCAAAGCAAAAAAAGACAAAAAAAAUAGAGAGAAAGAGAAGAAAAAGGAAAAGGGCAAAUCUAAAAUCAAAGAGAAGAAAAGGAAGGAAGAAAAUGAAGAUCCAGAAAAGAAAAAGAAGAAAGGCUUCGGUGUCAUGUUGAGAUUUGGAAAGAAAAAAGAAGAUAAAAGUGGGAAAACAGAUCAGAAAGGGAACCCAAAGCAAGGCAUACUUAAAGAGGAGGAGCUGGAGAAAAUGAAAGAUGAACGUGAAAGGAUUGGUGCAAAGCAUCAGGAGUUACGGCAAAAGCAACUGAAAGGCCUGAGUGAUUAUUCUACUAGUCCUGGAGGACCUGACAUUGAUGAUGAUGAGAUGGAUCCAAAUUAUGCCAGAGUAAACCACUUCCGAGAAGCUUAUCCAGCAGCAAGCAUCUACAGGCCAUCAUCACCAGCAGUAGCAGAAACCUUUGUAUAUCCACGUGAUUCUCCUUCAGCACCAAUGGAGAGGGAGUACUUGGAAGGACUGUAUGCAAAAAUAAACAAGCAGCACUACCCACAGACUCCUGGUGACAGUGGCUGCACAAGCGGUGGGAAUGCUGAUCGUAUCCAGAAGUUACGGAAGGAGUACCAUCAGGCCAGGCGAGAAGGCUUACCUUUCUAUGAGGAUGACGAAGGAAGAGCACAGCCAUCUGAUUACGACCAGCGUUGGGUGCCUGGAAAAGGUCCAGAUGGGAGCUCAUACAAUCUCCACUUCGAGGGGAUGGAAAGGCAGUAUGCAUCCUUACCCAGGCGUGGACCUGCAGAACCACUGGAAUAUUUAACAGGGCCACGAGUAAUAUACAAAGAGAGAGAUCUUCCCUACUACCAAGGAGGACAGCCUGUUGUCCACCCAUCUAAGGGGAACUACAUCCGUGCGCCAGACACAAGAGUGGCAGAAUUGAGGUACCCCCAGUACUACCCAGCCCAGCCCGUCACAAGCCAGCAUAAAGGACCCCUCCGGCAGGACGUGCCACCUUCCCCUCCUCAGUCCCACCGAGCACCAGCUUAUAAUGAAAUUGUCCGACACCGUGGGACCAGUCCAGACCAGUACCAGUACAGGCAACAGGAUCCCAGGCAGAAGAACCCCAUGACUGCAGCUGUAUAGCCACGCACUGGACUUGCCAGCACAGCCCGGGAGGAAUCCCAUCGGACAUCAUCCUUGUAGAGUUGUUCCUAAGCAUAACUGCCUGUAAGAAUGUCACAUGAGACCUGGAGUCGUUCUUACUGAGCUGGCCUCAGCAUAGGUGCUUUCUAACAGGCGAACUAAAGCCACGUGAGGUACGAUGUGUUUUGAGUAUGUGAGGUACCAGACAGUUGAGUAUUUUUUAAUUCCUUUUAAAAAUAGAAAGUGGCUGCUGGAAAUGAAGCGCAACACUUAAUACACCUCAGGGCUAUUUACUGAACCCAGUUACACCUAUACAGUAUGUAGCUGUCUGUUUAAGGGCAGUGGUGUCACCAGCAUUCACUUCAGAGUGCUGUUGUAGAGCCUUUAAGUGAGAACGCAGCAUGCAGUAUGGACUUCGUACAGAGCUGGGGAUCUGGUGAUCUGGUGUAAUCCAGUAUGUGAUCAUGAGUUGACAAGGAACUGCCGCGGUGGUAGCGGCCGCAUUCCAGGCACGUUCAGACCAGCAGCUCUGUGCUUUAAGGGUGCUGCAGUUCCAGAUUUGUAAUCUGGCCUCUGUCUUCCUCUUUCUGUUUGGUGGUGGCAGCAUUUAUCUUGUAGCCUUCAUUUUUUGCAGUUUGUGUAGCAAGAUUCUCCUCUUGUUGCACCUGCUGCAUUUGGAGUAAGGCGAAAAGCUUUAUCUGCCGUGCUUGGGCAGUCUCGCAGAGGACAAGGCAGCCAGCCACCUGAGAAGUGUGUGUCUGUAGGUGUUCGUGUGUGUGCUUGUGAGCAUUUCUUAGUUAUACAUCGUGCACUCUUUAAAUGUAAACCCUGGAGGUCAGAUCCUCAGCUGCUUUCAGUAAGUGUCGCUCUUGGGGUUUCAGUGGAGCUGGCCUAUAAGAAGUGGCUGAGGAGGUGAACGCGGGCAUGGACUCCAUAACUCAUAUUAAGUUACUGUAUCAGGUGCUGCCUUGGCUCCGGCAGGGCAGCCCCUUCGGGCCGGGGUUACAGCAGAGUGCCUGCCAGCAGCGUGCCCUGCCCUUGCGAGCCUGCCGCCGCAUGAAGGCACCUGUCGGUGCGGGGCCCACCCUCAGUCCGCCAAGUGAAGCUCAGCCUCGGGCAGCGCCAGGCCGGUGCCAAGUGCCAAACUACUCAAGUUCCUGCAGCCAGGGGCCAUCAGGCUAGCGGGGAAAGGGGCUUUUCACAGCACGGGGUGAGGGAAAAGACAAGGAAAGCAACAAGGGAGGGCUUCAAGACCCUGGGGCCCAGGUGGAAGAGGAGAGAAUAGUUGUUGGUAGCAAGUUAUUUGCAGCAGUGCAUAGAAAGAGGGAAGAUGUGGGUGGGGGGAGGGGGCCAGCAGCGCAGCAGAGCCGUGGGGAGACAGGGCAGUGGGGUACCUGCCCGGCUCUUUGCCCCGCGCAGCCUGAGCUUGCUCUGCAGCCAGCCAUCCUGGGAGGAGGUUAGAAAUGCAUGUCCCCAGCCACAGGGACUUGUGCUACCUGGCCCAACAGGGCUGUGGGUGCUCAAAGAUUUGUCUCACGGAUUUUGUUGCAGGGAAACCAUACAGUCUUGCCACCUAAAAAUACAUUUUGUGAAGUUUCCAAGUGUCCUUAAUUCCUCGACUUCUGCCUUUUGGGAGUGUUAUUAAACCGUUCGGGCUCCUCUCCUCAUCAGGGAGAGACUGUGACCUGGCCAAGGAUUAAGCACAAGGAUUUCUUUGAUGUCUUUUUGACACCUUUGGUAUGCAACAGAUUAAAUCACAUAGGUCACUUCCCAGGUAUUAAAUAUCACUGGGAAGGUUUGUCCUGCUAGGAGCGUGUCCCUUUACUAGAUAUCCCUGGGAAAAGGGCUUGUUAAGAGUAAGAGGUCCGUAAGGCGCAGGGCAGGGUGGGUCUAUGUGCUGCUGCUUUCCAGGGGCCACCGCUGGUAGGUAAUGGCCCUGAUGAGAAGCAGUGUUUAAUCCCAGCCGACUUUUCUUCUGUGCUGCUAAUGUUGGUGACAGACUAGCAUAACCCUGAGGCAUGGGGAGCACUUGCGGCUGCGCAGCUGGCCAGCAGCCUCUAGCAUGUGCAUUCACAACAAUCUCUACCCACCAGCUGGGCUGGGAAGCAGGGGAGAGGAGACAGUUUUGGGGUGGUGGGGGAACAUCUCCGUGAAUCAGAUACAGGGCGGGACUCCCUGGGGCAGGGGCAGGCACAGCUCUAAAUCCAGUCAGGAGGAAGCAUUGGUGGGAGGGAGAGAGGGAGAGGAAUGCAACCGAUUAUGAAGCAAGUGUGUUUGGUUCUUGUUCCAUUUCUUUCUGCCCUCUUCCCUAGUAAUGUAGGAGGGAAAAACCUCUGGAGGGAGGGUUGGAUGUAAAGCUGGAUGUCUCUUGGUACCCUCCAUAAAUAAGGCGCAUUCCCCAAGGAAACUCUGCCUGUCAUGUACGUGCUGUACACAGCCUUGUACUUCUCUCAGAGAGUUUUAGAUGCUGUAGGAUACUCAGCCAGGACUUGGCAGCCACAGGGUAGCCGCUGGUAUUAUGAAGGCCCGCUGAAAGUGAAUCGAAAACAAAUUAAAAUACUUUCCUUUCCCUCCUUGAAAUAUAACCCCUGAUACAUUUGAUCCAGCUGUAAAGAAACUAACGUGUUUGUGACAGUGGCUUUAUCAAGCCAGGCCACAAUUAAGAACAGCUCUGAAUAUAAGCUACUGCCUUUAUAAAUCACUCUCAACUAACCCUUCAAAUGGCAUCACAGCACAGUGAACAAAACUUAUUUACAGUAUUUCAGGAGCCAGGGCCAAAUAAAACCUGGAUGGAAACAGCUCCUGGGUUAUUUAUAGCCUUUGAAGGACCUGCGCAAUUGUCUCCCCAUAACCUGAAUCUCUCCUUAAGAGCUCCCCUUGACUGCAUUGGCUCCACUCGGUUGAGGCGGACAGAUCAAACGAACACCUGAGCUGUUAAUCUUACCCAACAGGUUAUUAAAUGAUGCUUCUGCUGUUAGAUCAGUACAAAGCUUCUUCAAAAAAAAAAAAAAAAAGUGCUACAAGUAUAAUAUAUGGAUGCAUCCUACAGGUGAGGAGCUAAGGAGGAAGAACAGUCUGACCUAGCUGGGGGAACAAGACCAAAAAGUAUUACAGAGCAUCUCAUCAAUCUCUGGUGCCAUUGUUCUGGGAGAAAAUUGCCAUUUGCUGGUUUAAUAUCUGGUAGAGGUACAGUAUUUUCAAAAGUAUAAUGUGUAACUACAGUAUAUAUAGUCAGCUUCUCUGCAGUGUAAAAUGUAUGAUUUUAGCACCAUAUUGUGGAAAAAUAUGUACCGUGCAGAAUUCACGAGGUGCUACAAUUGACGGUUGAAAAUACACACUUGCAAAAUCCAAAAGAGCCGUUAAGUAACAAGUUGUUCUUUUCCCCAUAUGCCCAUAUGUUUGGGAAAAUUAUGAGUCUGAAAUGCUCUUAACACGUAAUUGCCUCGCACUCCCUCAUCCAAAAUGUGCCAGUCCAGCAGUAAAGUUACUGACGUAGCGGGUGCGAAGGGAGAGUUUGGGUUUGCCACAGGAGCAGCGUGCCAUAAGUGUGCGUGUGAACAGGAGUCAAGACAAGGGGGAGAGAGGCCCGCUCUCACGUGAAGCUGGAAGCUUUGAUUUCCUGAGCUGGUGGUGUGCAGCCUGCGUUUCUGGCUCUGGCGCAGGGCCAGCCGGGCCCAGCAGUUGAAAGAUUAAGAGAUAGAAAAAGAGCCUGUGGAUUUUCUGAGUGACCACCCACUAGUGAGCCAUGAUCUUGGCCUGCAAGCAGACAGUACCACUGUGAUAUAUUAUGAUGCAGAAGUCUCCAGGCACCCCUCGAAUGCAUAAAGAAAUAUCAAUUGCCCUUUGUGGAAAAAAAAAAAAGGGGGAACUAAGCAUUAAAAAAAAAAAAGGCUCCUGCCUUGAAAAAGUGCAUGCAGCCCUGAAUCCCAAUUCACUCCAGCUUCCUGAUCUAGAAAUAGCUUCACAUGCUGCCUAAUUUUUUUACAGAUGAAUUGUGCUACCUCCUCCUCCCAGCCAUCACAGAUUUGUUUAUCAGAGAGUUGGUGCUGUGAGUGAAUCCCACCGACUGCUCUGCCAGGGCCGCAUCCUGACACUCUGCUCUGAGCAGGGACUGCUGUGCAUUUCCGAAAGGACUUACACCUGUGCUCUCCAUCACAGUUGUUCUGCAGAGCCUCUAAGCCUUACGUGCAAAAUCAGAAGCGCUAUUCACUAUCUCUGCAUAGAAGAGAAGGCUUUAUAACACACUAUUCUGUUAUUGUGGGGGAAAGAGAGGUGUUUGUGAUCAUGACAAUACCUGUGUGUUUAAGUGAAGCUGAUUUAAAAAUCAUGCGUGAUUGUUUUGGGGGAGAAAUUUAACACACAAUUUGAGAGGUUUUUUCUAGUACCACAUCAAAGAUUUUGAUCUUUUGUUACAUAUGGCUAUAUAAAUUUUACCUGUUUUAUUUUGCAUUAAAAUAAAGGUUUUAAGACUA